GAAAAAAAUAAUUAAAUCAUUUUUCCCUCAUUAAUACUCUCUGUUAACUUCAUUUUUUCCCUUCAAAGUGAAGCAUUUAGUUAACAAGAACUUUCUCUUUCUGCUUUGACUUCUCCAAAGGUGAAACCUUUCUUGUCUAAAACAAAAUGGGUGCUUCUGGAAAAUGGGUGAAAGCAUUGAUAGGAUUCAAGAAGUCUGAAAAAGAGGAUCAUGAGAAGAAGGUUAAGAGAUGGAAGAUAUGGAGGAGUGAUGUUAAGGGUUUGAAGCAGAGAAAUGGUGUUGGGUCAGAAGGGUCUGAUUGUUCAUCAGUGAACAAUGAUGCUUAUACAGCUGCUGUAGCUACUGUGGUUAGAGCUCCUCCUAAAGAUUUUAAGGCUGUUAGGGAAGAAUGGGCUGCAAUUAGGAUUCAAACUACCUUUCGUGGAUUCUUGGCAAGAAGAGCAUUUAGGGCCUUGAAAGGAUUGGUAAGGCUUCAAGCUCUUGUUAGGGGCAGACAAGUAAGAAAGCAAGCUGCAGUGACUCUUAGGUGUAUGCAAGCUCUGGUUCGGGUACAAGCCCGGGUUAGAGCUCGUCGUGUACGUAUGUCCAUUGAGGGGCAGGCUGUGCAGAAGAUAAUAGAGGAACACCGUGGCAAACUUGACCCCAUGAAAGAAGCCGAGGAAGGAUGGUGUGACAGUAAACGGACUCUUGAAGAGGUCAAAACAAAGAUACACAUGAGGCAAGAGGGAGUCUUAAAGAGAGAAAGAGCACUUGCAUACUCUCAAGCUCAAAAGUCGAAAUCAAGCCAGAAUUUUGAUUCUAGAACCACUAUCUCGGUUCCAUCCCUCAAAAGUCUUGAUUAUGAUAAGAGCAACUGUGGAUGGAGUUGGUUAGAACGUUGGAUGGCAGCAAGGCCGUGGGAAAACAGAUUGAUGGAACAAGCAUAUACUGAUUCUUUGGAGACUACACCAAAGUCCAAGUCUUGCUUAGAGAGUCUCAAGGAUAAGGACAAGACGACAAUUGAACCAUGCUCCGUCAAAGUGAAAAAGAACAAUGUCACCAAAAGGAUAUCAGCUAAACCUCCACUGGUCGGGCAUACUACUCGUUCUUCGUCAAGCCCAAGUUCUGAAUUUAGAUAUGAUGAGAGUUCAGCAGCAUCCUCUUCAUUCUGCACAUCAACAACACCAAUAUCUGGAAACACGAUGUUGACAUCUGAUAGAACUGACGACAGCAAUAGUAGUCGACCAAAUUACAUGAGCCUAACUGAGUCAACCAAGGCCAAGCAGAGAAAUCAGAGAAUGCUUAGACAGUCUAUGGAUGAGUUCCAAUUUCUUAAGCUCAACAAUGGUGACUCAAAGAGUUGUGCUGGUUAUGAUCCUUCAGUCAAUUUCUCAAGGCCUCUCUGUCUUCCUACUAGAAUGGAUAAAUUCUCUAGAUUAGGGGACAAGCAGAAUUGUGUCUUUGAGUAAUAAUAGAAUGACUGGGGUAAUGACAACCAAUACAACAGCUUGUUGUUGUAAAAAAAAAUAUUCUAAAAGCUGGUAGGUAUGUUUAAUUUGUUCUGGACUUGGUUUGCAGUUGUCAUUUGUAGCAAGUAUGUUACUAAGUAGAUCAUUUGCUUUAUUAUCAUAAAUUUACUGAGAUAAGUUGAUCA
Messenger RNA from Solanum stenotomum, 1633 nucleotides. RefSeq names its product protein IQ-DOMAIN 6. Gene Ontology annotation, molecular function: protein binding. Bases 147 to 1448 code for a protein of 433 amino acids. The transcript is spliced from 5 exons. NCBI's taxonomy places the organism in Eukaryota, Viridiplantae, Streptophyta, Magnoliopsida, Solanales, Solanaceae. The record is from RefSeq and is a predicted model, not a curated record.